Messenger RNA from Hemiscyllium ocellatum (epaulette shark), 5067 nucleotides. RefSeq names its product ITPR interacting domain containing 2 (gene itprid2). NCBI's taxonomy places the organism in Eukaryota, Metazoa, Chordata, Chondrichthyes, Orectolobiformes, Hemiscylliidae. Bases 191 to 4087 code for a protein of 1298 amino acids. The transcript is spliced from 20 exons. Gene Ontology annotation, molecular function: signaling receptor binding. The record is from RefSeq and is a predicted model, not a curated record.
GUUGGGCAAGUUUAGUGAGAUCGAUUGUGAAUUUCCCAUUAAAAACGCAGGGAGACUCGGUCUGAUGCGGUGUGACAGAGGUUUUCCUGCAUUUCAGAGCCUCACCAUGACUACAGUUGAGUUCUCGACCCCUGAAAAUAUUUCUGUGUAAGGUUGACUUCUUCAUUGAAUUAAAAGUGUAAUUGUAACUAUGGAUGAGGCAGUUCUAUCUGACCGUGCACGUAGCUGGAGAAAUGCAAAGGAUAAAAGGAAAGCUUGGGCAAGAAGCAGAGACUCUUGGCAAGUCUCUGAGACAGAAAACGGGUGUGUUGCAGAGUCUACUGUACUAUCGGAAGAAAACAGAUCCGCAAAUCUAGCACUUUCUGGGCCAUCAACUGAAGAAAAUGGCAUAUCAAAUAAGAAAAUUGAAAUUUGGCUUCAAGAUUGUGGACCACCAUUAGGGGCAUCUUUGGAAGAACAAAGCCAACUGCCCUUAAAAGGUGCAGGUACAAAGAAUGGCUGUAGUUUUGAGGAUGACCUGUCCCUUGGUGCAGAAGCAAAACAUCUUCAGACUUGCAGUGACUCGAUAUCAGCAGCAAGCCAUGGGACAUCAGCCAAGGAAAAACGGAAGCAGUUUUAUCAAAUGGGAAACAGCAUGAAUUCUACUGGCUCUGGCAAGAGCAAUACAACUGUAUCUAGUGUUUCAGAAUUAUUGGACCUUUAUGAGGAAGAUCCUGAGGAUGUUCUGUAUAAUCUUGGAUUUGGAACAGAUGAGCCUGACCUUGCAUCUAAAAUUCCAUGUCGAUUUUUUAAUGCUGCAUCAUUUGCAAAAGGAAUUGAUUUUAAGCUAUUUUUAGAUGCUCAAAUGCAACGUAUGGAAUUAGACAAUCCAAAUUUUGCUCUUACAAGCCGGUUCCGCCAGAUUAAAGUUCUUACCACUGUGGCUAAUGUAUUCUCAUCACUGUAUUCUCAAGUUUCUGGUGCCCAUGUGAAAAGGAUUGGUAGUUCAACAGAAGACCUGGCUGCAGGUGAAGCUCCUGCAAAUGGAAAUGUUGCAGCUAAUAGAUUAAAGAAAACCGUGUCAAAACUCAAUUUGCUUGGGCCACAGCAGGUAAAAGGGACAGAAACAAGCAAUCAAGCAGAAUCAGCAGAUUCGGAAGGUUCUAAACCGUCGCAGUCUCCCGGGACUAAUGAAAGUAUGACUGACAAUGAGAAGAAAGAGGAGGUAAAGCAAAAGAAAGAAGCAAGGCUGCAGAAAUGGCGUAAAUUGACUGACUCUUCACUGAAGACUGUAACUGAAGAAGUGAUUGGUGGAAGUGAUUCUCCUUUUAGUCCGUUAGAAUCUGUUCCUCAGGGAAUGACAUGCGACGUAACAGCUGGCCAGACAUCCGUGCUGGGUGGGGCUGUGUCCACUCGAAAAGGGUCAGGGAAUUAUUUGAAAGACGAUAGUGGGAUUUCAGAUUCUGUUCUGACUGAGGACCUCCACGGUACCUCCACAGACACAGAACCUGAAGCCAACAGCGAACUGACAUCUGUCCACUCCCAGGAAAGUUCAGAGAUAGUGAGCACAGGGCCAGUGUGUUCAACUCACGGCAAAGGACCUACUGCAACAAUUCAGCAUCCAUUAGUGAAAACUCUGGUGGAGGAGCAGAAGGAAUUCUCUUUUGAUUUAGAAGAGGUUCAAAGCAAUGAAGGUGAAGGGGUAAAUGUUCCAGCAACUAGAAAUCAUGCUGCACAAGACAGAGUUUCAGCAGCCAGUAAAAAACAUUUUACAAGGACCAGCAGCUCCCAUUCUGAUAGCAGCGGCUUUGCAGAAGAUCCAUCCUCUGACAUGACCGGACAGUGUCAGGGUCCAGAUGGUUACCUGCAGGCUAUGGGGAGCAGUGCUGAUAGCUGUGAUAGUGAGACAACAGUCACAUCAUUAAUUGAUGACCUUAAAACUCCUCAGAGUUGUGACCAACAGUUUUUCACUCCAUUUCAAACACCGGUGGAAAACAUGACUCUGGAUCUUAAGGAGACAAUUUUAGGGUUGAAGGCUGAACUAAAUCCUGAUGCUGUGAUUGAUUCACAAGGAGCAAUGGUUGAGAACGAUGGCAAGGAAGCUGCUGAUGUGGACAAUUCUGCGCAGUCAGGUGGACAGAAGGCUUUGGAUUUUACUGAUGAAGAAUCUUCAUCACAAGGUGACAUGACACUGUACCCAGAAAGUGACACAAGGUAUGAAAGUGAAGGUGAUCUUCCUAUAUACUCUGGUCAUCAUAAAGCUGGACAAAGGCAGAGUAGCAUGGAUUCUGUCCUGAGUUGCUAUUCAGAACCUGCUGCUUUAAGUCUAAAGGAUGCUGAAGCAAUGAGUUUUUCUUCUUCAUCAAUAGAUAAAAUUACUACAGUACUUGAGAGAGCUAAAACGAAAACCUAUAUUGUCUCACAUAGCUCAGGAAGAACAAGACGUCCGGUGACCAAAGCAAAUGAUCGAAUAAUGCGAGAGGGAGAGAGAUCACCCAAGAAUGAAUCUCUUGCACAGAUGAAGCGAUCCAAUUUCCAAAGGUCCAGCUCACUCCCAACUACACUGCUCAGUCCAGUGCGAGUUGUGUCAUCACUAAAUGUACAGUUAACACCAGACAGUGGUUCACAGUGCAGUUCACCCUGUUUUACCUACAAAUACUCUGCCCUGAAAGGAAAGCAGGAGAUGCCUACUAAUGAUGAGGAUGAGCAGUCAACCUGCCGAUCAACACUAUUUAUCCCAUUUGCGAAAAGAGAGAAUGAAAAACAGUUUGCUUGGAAUAGACAUCAAGAAAUGCCACAACAUAGGUUGAGUUCACAGUCAUUUCCAAUGCCUUCACCUCUGACACAGUCUUGCUGUUCUCUUCAUACACUUCCUCCAGACUGGCACGGUCAACCUCUCCACGAUCACAUGAGAACCAGGAGUAUGUGCAGCACUCCCAACCUCAUGGAACCUACUUGUGCAACAUGUACAGCACCUUUUGGACAUUUGUAUCCCCAGAGAUCCAUGGCACACUCUUAUCAUCACGUUCCCAUGAAUCCUCCAUCUGCUAUUGAAUCACAGCUUCGUGGAGUCCUUCAUGAGAUUAGAAGCACAGUACAGAAUCUUUCACGGAUCCCAAUGUUUCAUGGGAGUGAUCAGCCCUUUCCUUAUUGUUCUUCAUCAAGAUUAGGUCUUUUACCAUUGUAUGAAACUACAUAUCAAGAGUUGCAGAUAAUGAGAAGGAAUCUGAAUUUUUUUAGAACACAGAUGAUGGACUUGGAAUUCAUGAUGCUGAGGCAGCAAACUUUGGUGUAUCAGCAUUUAUCUGAUGAGGAGAGACAAGAAGCUGACCAACUGCAGAACCUUCGAAAUUGCGUGCGUAUGGAACUCCAAGAGUUGGAAUUUCAACUGGAGGAGCGAUCGUUGUCUCUGGAAGAACAGCUCAAAGCCCCGAACCAGUACACCAUGUUUAAUCCUCCACCUUGUUCUGGGACAUUCACUGAUAACGUAGAUUCUGCUUCUUCCUCCUCUCUCAAUGUAAUGGAACCGGUAAAUGAGCUUUUGAGGGAACAGUCUUACCUUCGAUCUGAACUAGGGUUCUCUGAACCUUUAGGAGAUGAAUGUGAUUACCCGCAAUCCUACUCUACACCCUGCACUAACUUAGACUCAACUUCACGUUGUUCGAGCCCAGGCCAGAUGCCUAAAUAUUCAAGGUCUCUGGGUCACAAUUAUCAAGGUGCACCAAGCUCUACUGUACACUCCGAAAAAUCAGCAACCCCAGCUACCUCGUCGUCGCAAAGCAAGCAGGUUUAUCGUGCUUCAGUUAUGCUGACUCCCUCACUCCCUGCCCGAGUUGGACAGGGAAAGCAGGUUACAGAAGACAGGUCGUCACCAGGAUCUGUGCAGCUGAAGUCAGGAAGUGAGACGCCUGAACUGACUGGAGCUACAGCAGUCCCUAAUGCUAAAGAAGCACAAAGCAACAUUUUGGAUCAUCCAGAAUUUCAGAACGUUCUGCAAGAGAUAAAAGAAUCACUUGCUGGAGAAAUAAGGCGGGAGAUUAUGGAUGGACUUCUAGCUGCGAUAUCUCCAACUAGUAGGUCUGCUGUUGGGCAAAGGGAAGAGUUGUAACUGUAAGGUCAAGGAUGUUUUUUUUUGUGGCCUGGGUUCAAAAGAGGCAGUCUUCAGCACAGGUGAACAGUUUAAUUCAUGCCUCUUGGAAUUCGUACUGGUGGACCUUGCCAUUUGAAUGCACCAACGUAGAUAUCCAGUGCUUCACAAAAUGCUACUGCUACUGAAAUGGGCUGCUUUUAUCUAGUCAUUUUUCAGAACACCUUGUAUGCAAAAUCUAAGCUCAAUUUUUUGUAUUUGAUUGUGCUUCACCGAGCUAAAAUUGUUUUAAAAUUGUUAACUCAAAUGUAAUGGGUGUAUCAUUGUAAAAGAUUUAAAUUUGUUCUAAUAUUUGUUGGUGUCUUUCUAUUAGACAUUUACCUCUUACGUACAUAGUAAGGUUGAAACUUGAAAUUCCACUUUUCGUUAAAGUUUAAGUCAGCUACAUGUGCUGUAACACUAUGGAAAUUUGUUAUCAUUUCCUCCUUGGAGCACUGACCUCUAUGAGGUAUUCCCUGUGCAAUAAAUGUUUAACAUGGCAAACUUGAAUUGACAAAUGUACCUUUACUACUGUUUGUAAUCACAUCACCUUUAAUAUCUCUGAAAUAUUCAGUCCACUACAUUUUAAGAGGAAAAAUCAUUUUGUCAUUAAGUUUUAAAUAGAAAGAUUUGAGGGCAUCUUUCUGAGUCCUACGAACUGGUAUGGGGUGGUCCUACACUGUAUUUUAUAAGCUUUAAGUAUUUAAUUUCAUUUGAUAAUCUUGAAUUUAUUUCUAAUCUUGAAUAGGUGCAGUAACUGGGGUUGGGAUGCAAAAUACUAGUGCUGAAAGCUUUUUCUAAUUUGUACUUGAUACAUUAUAUUACCAUACAUUUAUUUACUGAAAGUGUAUGAUGGUUCAUGUAUAUGGAAUGUAUGCUAAAAGAAAUUGUACAAGAGUUUAACGUGGGAUGCAUGUGGAAUAUAUUGAAAUCACUAAUAAAUAUUUAUUUUAAAUAUAAAA